AUGAGUGAAGGUGGUGGUGGUGGCAAUGGUUCUUCUCCGAAGCUUUAUGCACACAAGCCCCGAAAAGCGCAACUGAAGCAAUUUCGUGGGCAACAGACACCAAAGGAGUUCUCUUCGCCACCGGUGAUGGGGACUCAAACGGCUACUCCCCCGCCGCCCAAGGAAUCGUUUAUUCGGCGCUAUAGGUUCCUUUGGCCUAUGCUAUUGGCUGUCAAUCUCGGGAUCGGAGUUUAUUUGUUUGCAAGAACAAGCACAAAGAAGAAAGAUGCUGUGGAGGAGGAAAAAGAUGGAGCAAAUCAAAUUCCAGCUAAUGGUACAGCAAGUCUCAUUUCAGCUAAUGGUACAGCAACCCCCAUUUCAGUUAAAGACGCUCUAGCUCUUCUUGCCGAACAAUCUGUCUCCACACCAUCUUAUACAAAUCCCGCAAUCAAACGAGAACCAAUUCCAGAAGGCCAACAACGGGAACUCUUCAAGUGGAUAUUGGAAGAGAAGAGGAAGAUCAAACCGAAAGAUGAAGAGGAGAAAAAGAGAAUUGAAGAAGAGAAAGCUCUACUUAAAAACCUUAUCCGGUCAAAAUCUAUCCCAAGUAUCUAA
Molecule: messenger RNA, 594 nt
Organism: Vicia faba (fava bean)
Lineage: Eukaryota; Viridiplantae; Streptophyta; Magnoliopsida; Fabales; Fabaceae
Source: the annotation of a GenBank genome assembly